AUGUCAAACAAUCAUAAUAGAAAGUUAGUUAUAUUAGCUGGAAAUGCUCAUCCUAUAUUGGCUGAGGAGAUAGCGUCACAUCUGGAUCAGAAUGUUGGCAAGGCAUUGGUUGCCAAGUUUGCCAACAGUGAGACACAAGUCAUCAUCAAUGAAUCAGUCAGAGACGUUGACCUUUAUAUCAUACAACCAACAUGUAAUCCAUGUGUCAAUGAUUAUCUUAUGGAACUGUUGGUAUUGGUCGAUGGAGCAAAGCGUGCUUCAGCACAUCGAGUUACUGCCGUUGUGCCAUUCUUUGGUUACUCGCGUCAAUCAAAGAAGGACAAGUCCAGGGCACCAAUCACAUGCAAGCUAGUCGCCAACAUGAUGGAGAUGUCAGGAAUAGACAGAGUGAUUACAAUUGAUCUCCACUCGAGUCAGAUUCAAGGAUUCUUCAAUAUACCUGUGGAGAAUGUAUACACUGAACAUCUGUUCACCAAGUAUAUCAAGAAUCAUAUCGAACAUCUUGGUCCAUUCGUGAUUGUGGCGCCAGGUGUAGGAGGAGUGAAGCGUGCCAAGACUAUAUCGGACAGAUUGGAAGCGGACAUUGCAAUCAUUCACAAGGCCAACAUCAAUUCAUCCGACUCUGAGACCGUUCUGGUGGGCGAGGUCCAAGACAAGGUGGCCAUCAUCAUCGAUGAUAUUGCUGAUACCUGUACAACACUGAACUCGGCCGCCGUUACACUGAUUCGUCGCGGCGCCACCAAGGUCUUUGCGCUGGUGACACACGGAGUCUUUUCCAACAACGCCAUCGACAUCAUCAAUGAAUGUCCAAUCAGCGAGCUGGUCAUCACUGAUUCCAUACCCAACCAGCACAACAAGUUCAAGUGUCCCAAGCUGAAGAUCAUCUCCAUCGCCUCUGUGAUGGCCGAGACAAUCAGACGUGUACAUAACGGUGAGUCUGUUACGCACGUCUCUAGACAUGUACAUGAAUGA
Messenger RNA from Acytostelium subglobosum LB1, 972 nucleotides. RefSeq lists its product as hypothetical. Gene Ontology annotation, cellular component: cytoplasm; ribose phosphate diphosphokinase complex. The record is from RefSeq and is a predicted model, not a curated record. Gene Ontology annotation, biological process: 5-phosphoribose 1-diphosphate biosynthetic process; purine nucleotide biosynthetic process. Bases 1 to 972 code for a protein of 323 amino acids. Lineage: Eukaryota; Evosea; Eumycetozoa; Acytosteliales; Acytosteliaceae. Gene Ontology annotation, molecular function: ribose phosphate diphosphokinase activity; magnesium ion binding. The transcript has 3 exons.